Dunckerocampus dactyliophorus (ringed pipefish) is the source of this 5972-nucleotide messenger RNA. It is a transcript of the gene slc12a4, whose product is annotated as solute carrier family 12 member 4. The transcript has 27 exons. Gene Ontology annotation, cellular component: membrane. Lineage: Eukaryota; Metazoa; Chordata; Actinopteri; Syngnathiformes; Syngnathidae. Gene Ontology annotation, biological process: chloride ion homeostasis; potassium ion import across plasma membrane; potassium ion homeostasis. Gene Ontology annotation, molecular function: potassium:chloride symporter activity. The coding region runs from base 1836 to 5117 and encodes 1093 amino acids. The record is from RefSeq and is a predicted model, not a curated record.
CGUAAGAUAGUAAACAGCCGUCAUACACUUAAAGGAAAGCUAGCAUAAACGAAAACUAGCAUAAACAACAAUUCACAUCGAUUGUCAUGUUUUUGUAACAAAUUCAUCCCCACGAAGUGAAUGAAAGCAACAUCCUGAAAGGAAGAGAUUUCCAGGCCAGCGAUCUUGCUGAGAUUUUCGAUCUCCUUCCGGCUGGUCAUUGACAAAAGGUCCUUUUGCCUUCAGUGGUGGCUCUGGUCCAUAAAUCACGAGUGAAGGUCAGACUGGAGUCAGUCAAGUUAACCCUGCAAUGAAACCUCCUCCAGUACUCUGAGCCUGGGGGGCCUCGGGCCUACUGAGAUCCUAUAGCCCGUGCUUGCAUGUUCUUCUGCAAGACUGAGCCAUUGUGUUGUAAGAAGAACCCACCAGCUGCUUCCAGUGUGCGCCACAUGGCAAGAGACGGCUGAACUUACAGAGACGGGCAGCGGAGAUUGGUGACGUGGUGGACCAACUCGCUGGCGUAGUGUCGGCGCUGGCGGAAGAUGAUUCGGCAGACGAUGAUGCUCUGUGGUGCAGGGAAAUGUUCAGCCAGCAAGGCGACACAGUCCGUGUAUGUCUGUGCAGGUAACACGCAACAGGUAGAUGACAAGUAGACAAGACACUACCACUACUAAAGGAGAAUAGUAAACAACUAUGUUAACUCUCAACAGUAACUUUAGCAGCUAUUUACAGAAGUCUAGCAAAGCAUGCUGGGAAGCAGGAAGUGCUCCCAGCGACGCCACAAUAUGCAAUGCUUUUGCUACUGAAACCAGUGGAACCCUGUACGCCUUAACCUAUUAUAUUCAAAAUAAGCCUGCAAGAGCCGAAUGCAUGGGUGUCCAAAUGUUUUCCACAUAGGGCCACAUACUAAAAAAAAAUCAAAGAUUUGGGGGUCAUUUCGGAGGUAGUUUUAACAGAGUUGGGAUGGUGCCUGUGUGAAAGGCUCUCCUGCAAUGCCGGAACCGGAGUAUGAAGUCUCUCACCUGAUCCUCACUUCUCUGCCCUAUUGUGUUAAAAAAAAUUGCUGAUGUCCGACAAGUAUUGGUAUAACAUGGCAUACCAGAUGUCGCUGUGAAAUGCACAGGUGAAUAAAUGCGUGACCUAUGUACCGAUUUUGCGAAUUUUCUGUUCGAGAGUUGUGUUUCAAGUGGAUUUUUCUUUUGUAACCCAACAAUCAAAGACGGCCCGUGUAAUCUUCUUUCGAACAGAUGCCCCAAUGCUUUGAUCUGCCACUUUUAUGGAUUUAGGACUACUGAUGGUGAGAGGGUAGUAGAGUAUAAUGUAGCGUGAUUGAUUUACUGCUUAGCACAGAACUGCAAAAAACUUUCCAUUUUUAGGUGUAACUCAAAUUGAUUCCCAUCCACUAACCAUUGAUUCUUGUCUUAUUUUUAGCUCUUGUUGAUUUUCCAGACUGCCACGUUUCAGUUUGUGUGUUUUUAGCCCCUCAGAGCACUGACUGUCUGGACCUUGAACACACAAGGUUGACUCUGUUGGCUGAAAUCAGGAUGCAUUUAUGCCGGGCGGGGGUUAGCCUAAACUUUGCAAAGGAUGACUUCACAUACUACGUUAGGUCACUCCUCCUCCUCCUUCCUGGGUUGGUGUUCUUUCCACAUGGCCUCUCCCUCUGCGCACAUAAAAACCAUUCAGGAGGGGGGCUGGCCUGUGGGCGGAGAGUGUGAACGUACCCCUUCCAGAGGAAGUGAGCGCAGAGUAGUGGAAUGUAGUUGCCAUUAGUGGGAAGAAGAGCGUGAAGGUGGCUAACAGCUAGCUUGCUAUGACCAGCUAGAGAUAGACAGAGCAAGGAGAGGGAUGAAAACAUGCCUCACUUCACUGUGGUACCCGUAAAGGAUCGAGGCCAGACAGGCUAUGACAGUCUGGAAGGGAUCAACUGGGUGGACCACAGGGACGGUGGACAGACGGAUCAUCAAGACACUGUCAGCUCUGAUGGACAUGCCAAUCACAAAGAAGACAGCCCGUUCCUCAACAGUGAUGAGACCACAAACAAGAAGAAUGACUUCUACGACAGGAACUUGGCCUUGUUCGAGGAAGAGCUGGACAUCCGACCGAAGGUGUCGUCUCUGCUCAGCCGCUUGGUCAGCUACACAAACAUCACCCAGGGAGCCAAGGAGCAUGAGGAGGAGGAGAGUGCAGAGACUUCACGGAGGAAGACACCCAAGUCUCCCAACAUGGGCACUCUCAUGGGCGUCUACUUGCCGUGCCUCCAGAACAUUUUUGGAGUGAUUCUCUUCCUGCGGCUGACGUGGAUCGUCGGGGUGGCCGGCAUCAUGCAGUCCCUGCUGAUUGUACUCAUGUGCUGCUCAUGUACGAUGCUCACGGCCAUAUCAAUGAGUGCCAUUGCGACUAAUGGUGUUGUUCCAGCUGGAGGGGCCUACUUCAUGAUCUCACGCUCUUUGGGUCCGGAGUUCGGAGGCGCCGUGGGCCUGUGCUUCUACCUGGGCACCACCUUUGCUUCCGCCAUGUACAUCCUUGGUGCCGUUGAAAUAUUCCUGAAAUAUCUCGUCCCCCAGGCGGCCAUCUUUCAUGCCGCAGACCACCAUGGGGCUGACAGCGCGGUGCUGAACAACAUGCGGGUCUACGGCUCCAUCUGCCUCAGCCUCAUGGCCGUGGUGGUUUUCGUGGGAGUCAAAUACGUCAACAAGCUGGCAUCGCUCUUCCUCGCUUGUGUUAUUAUCUCGAUCGUCUCCAUCUACGCCGGUGCCAUCAAGUCCGUAUCUCAUCCACCGGAGUUCCCGAUCUGCAUGCUAGGCAACAGGACUUUGGUCAGAGACCGUUUUGAUGUUUGCGCAAAGACUGUCACCACGGGCAACGUCACAGCGGCCAGUCAGCUGUGGGACAUGUUCUGUCUGCCGGGGAACAUGAGCAGCGCACAGUGUGAUGACUACUUCCUCCAUAACAACGUGACAGAGAUCCAGGGCAUUCCUGGACUGGCUAGUGGAAUAUUUAGAGACAACAUGUGGGGUGACUACCUGCAGAAAGGUGAGAUCCUGGAGAAGGAGGGUCUGGCGUCCGUGGACUCCCACAGCACCAUGGAGAACUUUGGCAUGUAUGUGUCAGCAGACAUCGCCACCUCCUUCAUGCUUCUGGUGGGCAUCUUCUUCCCCUCUGCCACAGGCAUCAUGGCAGGCUCCAACAGGUCUGGAGAUCUCCGGGAUGCCCAGAAGUCCAUCCCCAUUGGAACUAUCUUAGCUAUUACUACCACUACCAUCGUCUAUAUAAGUUCUGUUAUCCUGUUUGGGGCUUGUAUUGAAGGGGUUGUUCUCAGAGACAAGUUCGGGGAUGCAGUUAGGAACAACUUGGUGGUGGGCACUCUCUCCUGGCCGUCCCCAUGGGUCAUUGUGAUCGGUUCCUUCUUCUCCACGGUGGGCGCAGGCCUACAGUCACUCACAGGAGCUCCCAGACUCCUCCAGGCCAUCGCCAAGGACAACAUCAUCCCUUUCCUCAGAGUGUUUGGCCAUGGGAAGACCAAUGGCGAGCCAACUUGGGCGUUGUUACUGACCGGAUUCAUCGCUGAGCUUGGUAUCCUGAUUGCCUCAUUGGAUAUGGUGGCUCCUAUCCUUUCUAUGUUUUUCCUGAUGUGCUAUCUCUUUGUAAACCUGGCCUGUGCCGUGCAAACGCUGUUGCGCACACCCAACUGGAGGCCCAGAUUUAGAUAUUACCACUGGGCUCUGUCCUUUCUGGGUAUGAGUAUGUGCUUGGCUCUGAUGUUCGUCUCUUCCUGGUAUUACGCUAUUGUGGCCAUGGGUAUUGCAGGGAUGAUCUACAAGUACAUUGAGUUCCAGGGAGCAGAAAAGGAAUGGGGAGAUGGAAUAAGAGGACUGUCGCUUAGUGCUGCACGUUAUGCCCUCUUAAGGCUAGAGGUGGGACCCCCGCACACCAAAAACUGGAGACCUCAGCUGUUGGUGCUGUCCAAGCUGGAUGAGGAUCUCCACGUCAAAUAUCCGCGACUCUUGACCUUUGCCUCGCAGCUGAAGGCAGGGAAGGGGCUGACCAUAGUGGGAUCUGUCAUCCAAGGGAACUUCCUGGAAAGCUAUGGGGAACUGCAGGCGGCAGAACAGACCAUCAAGAACAUGAUGGAUAUCGAGAGGGUCAAGGGUUUCUGCCAAGUCGUGGUGGCGUCCAAGGUGCGGGAAGGCAUCGUUCACCUGAUCCAGUCCUGCGGUCUUGGGGGCAUGAAGCACAACACGGUGGUGAUGGGCUGGCCGUACGGUUGGAGGCAAAGCGAGGACCCACGAGCAUGGAAGACCUUUAUCAACACAGUUCGUUGCACCACCGCGGCCCACCUGGCCCUAAUGGUCCCUAAAAACGUGUCGUUCUACCCGAGCAACCACGAGCGCUUCACCGAUGGCAGCAUCGACGUGUGGUGGAUCGUCCACGAUGGGGGGAUGCUCAUGCUGCUGCCUUUCCUGCUCAAGCAACACAAAGUGUGGCGAAAGUGCAGAAUGCGUAUCUUCACUGUAGCCCAGAUGGACGAUAACAGCAUCCAGAUGAAGAAAGACUUAGCCACGUUCCUCUACCAGCUGAGGAUUGAGGCCGAAGUGGAAGUGGUGGAGAUGCAUGACAGCGACAUCUCGGCGUACACGUACGAGCGCACGCUAAUGAUGGAGCAGAGGUCUCAGAUGCUGAGGCAGAUGCGGCUGUCCACUGCAGAGAGGCAGCGAGAGGCCCAGCUGGUGAAGGACAGACACUCGCUGGUGCGAAUGGGCAGUCUGUACUCAGACGAGGAGGAGGAGUCGGUGGAGACUCCUCCGCCCGAGAAGAUCCAGAUGACGUGGACGAAGGAGAGGUGCGAGGCCGAGAAGAGGAACAGAAACAAUGCGCCGGAAAACUUCAGAGAACUGAUGAGCCUUAAACCGGACCAGUCCAACGUGCGGCGGAUGCACACGGCCGUCAAGCUGAACGAGGUGAUCGUAAACCGGUCCCACGAUGCUCGCCUGGUGCUCCUCAACAUGCCAGGGCCGCCUCGCGACGCAGACGGAGACGAGAACUAUAUGGAGUUUCUGGAGGUUUUGACCGAAGGUUUGGAAAGAGUGCUGCUCGUCCGAGGAGGGGGUCGAGAGGUCAUCACCAUCUACUCAUGACCAAAAGAGUUACUGUACAUUCCACCUGAAAGCUUUAUGUGCUCUAGCAUCAAAAUGUUUCAAAGCAUUUCAAGUCGUUAUUUUUUUUUAUGUCAUGAAUUUGACUUCAGUGUUCAAAUACACGAGCAGACAUUUUAGAGCAACAACAGGAGGGUUUUUGUUUAUUUUCUGAUGGGGAUUUGUUACGGCUCUUGCGAUUGUAAGGCGAAUAUGGGACGAUAUUAUUUAUUUAUUUAUUAUUUGUCACUUUUCACAUGUCCCCUUCAACCUUACGUUACAAGCGUUUUGUAAAUGUGCAUGCUACAAAUUUCAGUUUAUUUCUUUUCGGGAUUUACUGAUGUUUUUUUUUGCCAGUGACAUUUUUUUUAUCGAAUGUUUGCACGUCUUAUUUUUUUCUGUAAAUAUGUACAAAUGGUGUAGGGAACCACUGGGUCUUUCUGUUAUUAGAAGAUCUUUAAAAACAAAUGUUUGCUUGACACGGAACGGAUUACGGAAGUCAAAUUGUAAUGUGCAGUUAUUCAGCUCAAGCAACGCUAGGAACUUGUCUUUGCUUCUGUUUUUAACUCAUUUCAAUUUAGUGAAUUUAUUCAAAGAAAAAAUGAUAUAGUUUAUAUGUUUUUUGGUAUUUUAGUUGUAUUAUUUUGUCUUUUAAAGCAGUAUUGUUGGCCACAAUUUACAUCCACCAAUGUGUAGCAACCUUUAUUUUAUAAAUUCAUGUGGGCAGUUCUAACUUUAAAAAAAAGCUGUAUUGUUAUUUUUUAGAGUAACUAAGCUUUACUUUUUUUUUUUUUACAUAUUUGUGACUGUGUGAAAUGAUGACUUGAGUCAUUUGAAUAAAUUAUUUUAUGUACAAAA